Staurois parvus is the source of this 347-nucleotide messenger RNA. Lineage: Eukaryota; Metazoa; Chordata; Amphibia; Anura; Ranidae. The record is from the annotation of a GenBank genome assembly.
AUGUACACUGAUCAUCAGGGCACUGAUGAUCAGUGUAGCCCCCCCAGCAGUGCCAUCAAUGCCACCUGUUAUUGCCUAUCAAUGCCACCUGGCAGUGCCCAUCAGUGCCACAUCAAUGCCACAUAUCAGUGCCCAUAUGAGCUGCCUUUCAGUGCCUCCUAUCAAUGCCAUCAGUGCCGCCUAUCAGUGCCAGUCAGUGCCUCCUAUCAGUGCCACCUAUCAGUACCAUAUAUGAGUGCUUCCUUUCAGUGCCCAUAAGUGAUGCCUGUCAAUGCCCAUCAGUGCCACCUACCAGUGCCGCCUAUCAGUGCCCAUCACUGCAGCCUCAUUAGGGCACAUCAGUGAAG